GUUGAUUGAUAAACAUGGCGGAAUCCAAAUUGCCCGCUGAGCGGGGUGGACUUUUGUCCAGUGUAUUUUACGAAAUAAUAUCCAGUCCACUUAAUAUUGGAUUAGUUUUUGUUAUAGCGUUUCUUGUCUACAAAAUAUUUAAGGUAAGGCAAGGUAAUGAUGACAACGUCACUCCAGCUGAAAAACCUCUUCCGAAGAUGAAGAAAAGGGACUUUACUAUCGAAGAACUGAGAAAAUAUGACGGCACUGGUGAAGACGGGAGAGUUCUGGUUGCAGUGAAUGGAAAAGUGUUUGAUGCUACUAGAGGAAAACGAUUUUAUGGGCCAGGUGGGCCGUACGCAGCAUUUGGAGGGAGGGAUGCUUCCCGAGGUCUGGCGACAUUCUCGGUGACUGGCGGCAGUGAUACUUACGAUGACCUCAGUGACCUCAGCCCUAUGGAGAUGGACUCUGUCAGAGAGUGGGAGAUGCAGUUUACAGAGAAGUACGAUUAUGUGGGUAGACUGUUGAAGCCAGGAGAGGCACCUAACAGCUAUUCAGAUGAGGAAGACGAGCCAAGUGCUACAGAUGUAGCGGACAAGUCUAAAGACGACUAAAACAAUGAUGUGCGUGCAACUUUUAAGCUACUCUAGAUAUUCUAGACCUUAUGCAGGUUUUAUCACUAAAUCUUGGAAUAAACCACGGUGGUGGCUAGUUGUAUCAUUUUGUGUUGUGGAAAUUCUAUUAGGUAAGGGUCUUUUGUAUAGACUAGUGUAAAAAACACAUGCUGGGUCGAUUUUCAUCAGCAGUUACGUUACCUAAAGAAAUAAACAAAUAAUAUAUUCCUAGUGUUAAAUGUUUCAAGUUAAGUGUCAGGAGAAUUUCUGUAUGUCUGUAAAGUAAAGCCACCCACAGUAAAACAAAUGUAAAUGUGAAUUGUGAUCUUAAAACUUUCGAUAAGUUUUAAAAAUGGUACCAUAUCUUGGGUACUCUGAGUUGAAAAUUAUUAUAAAAGAUGAAGUCUAUUAGAAGAUGUAUAUUUUAUGUAUCAUUUAUCAGCCUGGCUCUAUAUUAUAUGUGUAAUUAUUUGUUGGCCUCAUUCAAUUCUAUUAAAUUUAUGUUUUAAAGGUACAGUAUAUAGCGCUCUCUUUUAAAUGAUUUCUUUUUAAUAUUAAAUGUUUGCAGUUUUGCAAACAUAUCUUAUUAUUGUUUUUUUUUUCAAUGCACUCUUCAAUAUUUAAUCAUUUUUCUAUAAAUAAAAACUUAGCAGUUGCACAUUCUAACAAUUCUGUUUCGCUCUCCAAAUUCCCUUAAGCGUUUGUUCUGCUAGUGAUGCUAAUGUUGGUACUAUAUUGAAACUUGUAAAAUGAAAGUUACAGUGUAACCUAUAACCUAACUCCUUGUAUUAUCUCAACUGCCAAUGUCCGUUAAUGCGGAAGACACACGUGUAUGAAAUCCGAGGACACCUGUAUUCUGCCUUUAACAUGUUAUUGUCCCUUUGUACGUUGGUUUGGUUAAUAACGGCAAAGGAGAAGAACCAAAGAUUGGGUCACCAAUUGUGAGACUGAAGAAUAAUACAUAAUUACGACCACAAAGUGUGUAGCUUAUUUCAAGGAUAAUUCAAGCUCGAAACUGAUGGUAUCGCCAAAGAUUAUUUUGUCAAUUGACUAACUAAAGAAGAGUUAAAUCACAUAAUGAAGAAAACGGUUUUCUUUGUUUUUGUCAAGUCAAUUGAUAUAGUGACAAACUUUUGUACCAAACCAGUGUGAAUAAAACAAGUUUGAUUUUUUUUUUAUGUUUAUAUUUUUUUCAGUCUACAAGGCUUGCAUAAUUUAAUGGGAACAGUCUUGAAAUUUGCCUUAAGCUUACAGACCUAAAUUUUAUAAAUGAAUUUCUGAUGAUUUAACCCCUUAACAAGACCUGAAAUCUAAACACAUUUGAAGCUGUUUAAGACCUUUUAACCAAAUGUUAGAUUAAAAUACAAAAUAAUUGAUUGAUACAAUUAAUUGUUAGUAUUUAAAAAAUUGAAUUUAAAUUUUGUAUGUUUUACCACUUAAAGAAAGUGCAAAGUUGUUAAACUAAAUAUAUCUAUUUAUUUUUAUAAGCUGACUAAAGCUGCAUAAAUUCCUUUAGUUUGUAUCUAACUUACUUUGGUAGGCCUAUAUCUACUAUGGUCAUAUUUUACAAAUCAUAGCUUAUAUGACCUAUAAAAAUACUUUUUAAGAUUCAAAUAAAUCUAUUUUGCUGUUAUAAUUUAUUUUUAAAAUUUGGAAAAUCCAUUUGAGAAAAAUAUCAUCUAGUUUUAGUUAUAAAAAAGACUUUUAGGGCUACUUUAAUUUGUGAGGGUAUGGAGCAUUCUCCUUUAGUAGUUACAUGUCAAUGUAGGCAGGCCUAUAGCAUAGUAGUAAGUUAAUUCCAAAUUUUAAAUAUUCAAGUUAGGGAUUAUUUUUGCAGUGAAGUAUACAAAUGUUUUCUAAAUUGUAAUGUAUUUUCUUUAAUAUAAUUUGAUGAUUUUCUUUGUUAUUUUGUGAUGAUGACAAGGCUGAUUAGAAUAGAACAAGGUAAUGCAUUUCCAACAAAUAUCAUGCAUCUUAUUGAUUUUGUAUAAUGUAUAAUCAAUUUUGUGUCCUCAUUUAAAAAUUUGUUUAAGUAUUUUGAUAAGCAAACAUUUCAUCCCUAAAAAAUAUUUUAACCCUUAAGCGCGCUAGUUUUUUUUACGCGGGAGCGCACAGGGGUGUCUAGUGGACCCCCAAAUAAAAAUGGGUAUAUAAAAAAAAGUUUUUGAUAUUUAGCUCUUUAAACUUAAGACAUAAUAUCUAUAUUCUUUUUCUCAUAUAGUUACAUACAUUUUAUGAUCCUACCAUAUCCUUUAACUAUUUUAAAAAUAAUAGUUUGAACCCUUAAUUUUUUAAUGAUGAAAUGUAAUAAUGGUGUUAGAGAGGACAAUCGUAGUUAACAAGUUUUUAUUGCAAACAAAUAUUAUUUUCAAUUUUACAAAAGUAUAAUACUUUUAAAAAACCACGGAAGCAGUAAAUAUUUCAUGAAUUAAUACAUUUACUGGUUUGUAGAAAAUACUUAACAAAAAAUAAAAUAAAUUAAAUGUUUUACUUGGUAAUGUUUGUUUUUCUUUAAAAAUCCUCGCCCAGUAAAUAUAAAAUAAAAUUGGUAAAUUUUAAGAAGUCCUUUUAAAAACACUUUACAAAUAUUUUACUUUUGUCUCUGGCACAUUAGUUUUUUUAAGGUUUUACUUUAAAUUUAGUCUUUGCGUCUUUUUUACCAAGGCAGACGGUACACCGCGCCUUUUACCUGGGAGGCUAGAUCAGUGGACGCAUUGGUUGGACAUUUCCAUCCAAUUGUUUUACAGAUACUAAGUUUUUUGGCAAACUUUCAAUACUAUCAAAAUUAUAAAUAAUAAAUUAAAAAAGUUAUUAAUAUUAAUUAUGAUAAUAAAACUGAAACACCACUACGCGCACGGGAGUACAUUAGACCCCCAAUGAACACACUACUGGUAACACAAGCAUGCGCGUGGGCAAGGCCACACUAAAAAAACAGGCCGUAAUGCUCGUCAAGCAUGACGUCAGGAUAGAAGACGGCAAUGACGUAAUUAAGGUUAUAUUUUUGUUUUCGAUGAAAAGAUUAAAACAAGCAGCUGAUCACAAACGGCAAACAUUACGUCAUUGCCGUCUUCUAUCACGACGUCGUGCUAGACGAGCAUUACGGCCUGUUUUUUUAGUGUGGCCUUGGCGUGGGGGUAUGCCAGACCCAGGGUGGUGAUAACAGGUCAAUGACUCAGUCAAGACUAACAACCCUGCGGCCAGAUGAUAGCAUAUGCUAUUUUAGGAAGCUACUGUUAUGCUCACUAGGGUUGCCACCAUACUUGUAAAAUUAUGACAAAACUACCACACGUGGGGAUAUGUCAUACCCCCGUGCGCACGUUUAAGGGUUAAAUAAAAAAACUUAUUUGAAAAACAAAGUAGAGAUAACUUGAGUGUUUGAUUUAUUUUUAAUCCUACUAAAAUGUGCACUUAUAAGGUUAUUUUAGACAUAAAUAUAUACUUAUAGGUUAAUGUAAAAUCCUGUUUUUCUAGCCUAUUUUAUGUUAGAAGGUUAUGGUGUUUUCCUACUUUUUUACCACAUAGUUAUAAUAUUCUUUAGAAAUUUCAAAAUAAUUGAUAAAUGCAUUGUACUUAUGUACAGCCUGUUUUUAUGUAAAGUAAAUAAAUGUAUUGUUGUGUAAGGCCAA
Macrosteles quadrilineatus (aster leafhopper) is the source of this 4219-nucleotide messenger RNA. RefSeq names its product membrane-associated progesterone receptor component 1-like. The record is from RefSeq and is a predicted model, not a curated record. NCBI's taxonomy places the organism in Eukaryota, Metazoa, Arthropoda, Insecta, Hemiptera, Cicadellidae. The coding region runs from base 15 to 593 and encodes 192 amino acids. Gene Ontology annotation, cellular component: endomembrane system; membrane. The transcript is spliced from 3 exons.